UUUUUUUUUACUCAAAGUAUUUAUUCAACUUCAAAUAUCAAAUUAAAGUAAUUAUGAAAACCAUUGUAUUCAAAUACUUUAGCGCCCUGACUUUGUCCCUAGUACUCGCCUUUCUUCUUCUUCAGGUCCAAGGCACAAAUGCCGCUGCCAUAGCCAUCGACGCCGAUACUGACGCCGAUGCUGUUGCCCUUGACAAUGAGGUUGUGGUUGUUGUUGAGACUGCAACUGUAGUUGCGGGCUCUGGGCCUGCAGCUGUCGAGUCUAUUUCUGCCGACUAUGUUGAUUCUGCCAACUCUGUUAACUACGAUUCUGACUCGGACUCUGACUCUUAUUCGGCGGAUGUCAAGCCCGUUUACGUUGGCGUUGACCCUGAUACUGACUCGGGGGAUAAUAAUGCCCGGUAUAGUGACAACUACAAGUACGACUAUGGCUACGACUACUUGAGACCAAGACCCAGACCAUCCUCAUGCAUCAUGUAUGAAGUGAGAAGCGGCGAUUACUGCUACAAGAUAGCAGAGGAAAACAACAUGCCCUAUGAGCAGUUCCUGAGACAAAACCCAGGAAUCAACUGCAAGGGCCUGAGAAUUGGACAAAGCGUAUGUCUUUUCCCAACAACUCUCCCUGGAAACGCCUUUGAUGGAAGAGGAAAAACCCAAGAAGUAUCUUGCACAACCUAUGUGGUCAAGGAGGGCGACUUGUGCUCACAGAUAUCGAGAGAAAACGGAUUGUCUAUCUAUAAUUUUAUCAAGCUUAAUGAUGAUAGCUCGACUUGGAAGGGAUGCACAGGAUUGGAAGUCGGCCAGAAAGUGUGUGUCGGCUGAUAUGUACUUUAAUUUUGCAUUCUAAUAGCAGUAUAAUAAAAUAAAAUAAAAGGAUUAAUUUAUUUGUAA
This is a messenger RNA of Kickxella alabastrina, 890 nucleotides long. RefSeq lists its product as uncharacterized. The transcript has 2 exons. The coding region runs from base 54 to 821 and encodes 255 amino acids. The record is from RefSeq and is a predicted model, not a curated record. NCBI's taxonomy places the organism in Eukaryota, Fungi, Kickxellomycota, Kickxellomycetes, Kickxellales, Kickxellaceae.